AAAUUCUGAAAGCAAUUUUUGUACCGGUUUGGAAAUGUACUUGUUGGAAAGCAAGGCUGGUGCCAUAGUUUGCAUGCUUUUGGCCCUUUUCUUCUUGGGGACAUGGCCUGCUAUCUUGACUUUGUUAGAGAGGCGAGGGCGUCUUCCUCAGCAUACUUAUCUUGAUUACUCGCUCACCAAUUUCUUUGCUGCUCUUUUCAUUGCAUUCACAGUUGGUGAGAUAGGCAAGAGCACACCAAGUGAGCCAAAUUUUUUAGCUCAACUUGCUCAGGAUAAUUGGCCCUCUGUUCUGUUUGCAAUGGGGGGUGGUGUGGUCCUAAGCCUUGGGAAUCUGGCCUCGCAAUAUGCUUUUGCUUUUGUUGGGUUGUCAGUUACUGAAGUCAUCACUGCAAGCAUAACUGUUGUUAUAGGCACAAGCUUGAAUUACUUUUUGGAUGAAAAAAUCAAUAGAGCUGAGAUUCUUUUUCCUGGAGUUGGUUGCUUUCUGAUUGCAGUUUGUCUAGGUUUUGCUGUUUAUUCUUCAAAUACUGCUGAUAAUAAAGUCAAGCUCAGCAAUUUAUCAAGUGAUUAUAACGCUGGAUCAGUGGACUCUUUCACAGAGGGAGUAAAACCAAUGGAUCUUGAAAGCGGCGGUGACGAAAAAAUUAAAGCAGGAAGUGCUGUUUUUCUUUUAGAUCUUGAGAAAAGAAGAGCUAUUAAGGUGUUUGGGAAGAACGCUUUCAUUGGAUUGGCUAUAACUUUUUUUGCCGGAAUAUGCUUCUCUUUGUUCUCACCAGCAUUCAACUUAGCAACAAAUGAUCAGUGGCAUACACUAAAGGAAGGGGUUCCCCAUUUGACUGUUUAUACUGCCUUCUUCUAUUUCUCAGUCUCAUGUUUUGUUAUUGCGAUUAUUCUCAAUUUCAUCUUCCUUUACCACCCUGUCUUAAACUUGCCCAAGUCAUCAUUGACGGCGUAUUUGAGAGACUGGGAUGGCAGAGGUUGGGCCUUGUUGGCUGGUCUCCUUUGUGGAUUUGGUAAUGGUCUCCAAUUUAUGGGAGGCCAAGCAGCAGGAUAUGCGGCAGCAGAUGCUGUUCAGGCGCUUCCAUUAGUAAGCACCUUUUGGGGCAUUGUUCUAUUCGGGGAAUAUCGGAAAUCAUCGCGGCGAACAUACAUGCUGCUCGGAAGCAUGUUGUUCAUGUUCAUUGUGGCUGUUGCUGUCCUAAUGGCUUCAUCAGGGUGUAGGAAAUACCAAUGAUCAUUUUCUAGACAAUGUAUUCAUAUUAGUAAAUAAGAGAUUUAGUAUUCUUAUUGUUCAUUGGUGUCAACUAGACAAAGCAAACUACUACAAAAAGGGGGAUAGAAAAGCAGAAAUUCAGUAGGUUGAAAUGAUUUCUUAUUUCCAUGUAUAUUUUGAACUUUCAAGCUGUAUAUGUUGCACAUUAUUUAUCCAAUGUUUCUGUAUACCUCUGUUUUCUUCA
Molecule: messenger RNA, 1457 nt
Organism: Arachis ipaensis
Lineage: Eukaryota; Viridiplantae; Streptophyta; Magnoliopsida; Fabales; Fabaceae
Product: ureide permease 1
Biological process (GO): nitrogen compound transport
Cellular component (GO): membrane
Molecular function (GO): allantoin:proton symporter activity; uracil:monoatomic cation symporter activity
Source: RefSeq, a predicted model, not a curated record